AUGCCAUCCCACUCAGCCCGCUCCAUCCUGGAAGCAUUCUACGCCGCCGAGGCCAUCUACAUGUCCGCCCCGCCGGAAGAGCGCGACUUCUCCGGCAUGGCGGCGAGGGUGGCAUGCGACAUCAGACUGGAGCAAACAUCGGCGCUGCCUUACGCGGGAGUCUAUAUCGGACCGCAAGGCAUGCAAGAGUGGAGUCGAAAGAUGGCCGGGUAUUUCGACGUGGUGGAAGUGCGGGACCGUGAGAUCUUCGAGAGCACCAAUUCGGCCUCUGCGAAAGUCGUCGUCCUCUCCAAUCUGCAUCUCCGGGUGCGCAAGACCGGCCAAGAGCUGGUCUUCCCGCACUGUCAGGAAAACACUGUCGAUCUGGAAAGGGGCGUCCUUACCGAGAUGAGGAUUUUCUAUUGGGAUGUUAAGGCCAUUAAUGACGCUCUGGGCUAUAAAACUUAA
This is a messenger RNA of Capronia epimyces CBS 606.96, 447 nucleotides long. RefSeq lists its product as uncharacterized. The record is from RefSeq and is a predicted model, not a curated record. The coding region runs from base 1 to 447 and encodes 148 amino acids. NCBI's taxonomy places the organism in Eukaryota, Fungi, Ascomycota, Eurotiomycetes, Chaetothyriales, Herpotrichiellaceae. The transcript has a single exon.